AACCCCGUGCAGGAAUUUGUAGAUUUCGUAACGCGGCCGACGAAAUAUUUUAAACAAAUAAUUUGCAUCGCGCAUAACGUGAAGUCAUUCGACGCGCAAUUUAUUUUGAAAUAUAUCGUGGAAAACCAUGUCUUAGAGCCUCGAGUCAUUUUAAACACUACGAAAAUAGUUGUAUUAACGCUAGGUCAUACGAAAUUUAUCGAUAGUAUCAAUUACAUGCCGAUGUAUUUAUUCGAAUUACCCAAAGCUUUUGGACCAGCAGAAGGUACGAAUAAAGGCAUUCUUCCACAUUUAUUCAAUACUAUCGAUAAUCAGUUUUAUGUCGGAGCGUUACCCGGUGUUCAAUAUUAUUCACCCGAUUCUAUGCAGAUGAAAGAACGCGAAAAAUUUCUCGCGUGGCACUCCGAGAUGACGCGCGCGAACUUUGUGUUUGAUUUUCAACGUGAAAUAUUGCUUUAUUGUCGUAACGAUGUAGAUAUCCUUAGACGAGCGUGUAUGGCUUUUAGAAAAAUAUUUUUAGAGCGUGGAAACGUGUGUCCAUUUGAGGAAUGCACAGCCAUUGCUUCAACGUGUAUGCGAGUAUUUAGAAAAAACUUUUUACGCGAAAGAGAGAUCGGUAUCAUUCCAACGGGGGAAUACAGACAUGCGAAUAUUCACUCGCGUAAAGCCCUGCAAUGGUUGAUAUGGAAAGAGCGGGAGCUGGGUCGUCAUAUUAUCCAUGGCGGUCGCGCUCGAGAAUAUCGAUUACGCGAUGGUACGCUAGUCGAUGGAUACUACGAGUCGGUAGAAAAUAACGUAACGCAAUAUUACGCAUUACAGUUUCACGGUUGUUUUUGGCAUGGUUGUCCAAGAUGUUUUCGGGUAAAUCGCGAUAGACUGCUUUCGACGGAUCGUACAGAUACGUGUGAUUCACGUUACGAGCACACCGUUGUAACGACAUUUCGCCUUCGAAAGCGCGGAUAUAGGGUGAUUGAGAAAUGGGAAUGCGACUUUGAUUGCGAGAUGAAUGAAAAUGUCGAGAUGCGCGAAUAUCUACAUCGACAUCAAAUGAUAGACACCAAACCGCUCGAUCCCCGAGACUCAUUUUACGGCGGACGCGCAGGAAAUAUCGUAACGCGAUACGAGAUCACGGGUACGGAAAAAAUACGUUACGUGGAUGUAUGUUCUCUGUAUCCGUUUGUUUUGAAGACUGGUGAUUUUUUGAUUGGUCACCCGACAAUAUACGUAGGUGAGGAAUGCGAGGAGUUAAUCGAAUUAUUACCGGGUUAUAAUUUUGAUUUAGUCGAGGGGGUCGUGCAAUGUAAAGUACUUCCUCCCCGCGAUCUCUUUUAUCUUGUAUUACCCUAUCGCGUGCAGGGCAAAUUAUUAUUUGCG
This is a messenger RNA of Nylanderia fulva, 1374 nucleotides long. NCBI's taxonomy places the organism in Eukaryota, Metazoa, Arthropoda, Insecta, Hymenoptera, Formicidae. The record is from RefSeq and is a predicted model, not a curated record.